UCCAUCGAUUUGUUUACAAAUGGCGACCGAUUUGGAAGCAUCAGAUGUGCAGACAGCACCCACGGGCGCGAAUGAGGCUUGUCAAGAAACAUCGUAUCUCUUCGUGAAAGUUUUAGGUAGAGGGGCUUUUGGAGAAGCUGUGUUGUACCGUAAAACCGAGGACAACAGUCUGGUGGUAUGGAAGGAAGUGAAUCUGGCACGACUUGGAGAAAAAGAGCGUCGAGAUGCCAUGAACGAGGUGGAGAUCCUGUCGCUGCUGAACAACACCAAUGUGAUCACCUACUACAACCAUUUCCUCGACCAGGACACGCUCUUUAUAGAGAUGGAAUAUGCCAAUGGAGGAAGUCUUCAUGACAAAAUUGCAACUCAAACAGACCUGUUUCCAGAGCAACAAGUGAGAUGGUACCUGUUCCAGAUUGCGUCUGCCCUGACGCAUAUUCAUAACUAUGGAAUAAUACACAGAGAUGUCAAAGCUAUGAAUAUUUUUAUGACGAAAACCGAUUUAUUGAAAUUAGGGGACUUUGGAAUUUCAAAACUUCUUGAAUCUAAAGGAGAGAUGGCUGAUUCUUUGGUGGGAACUCCCUAUUACCUGUCCCCGGAGAUUGUACAGGGUGCCAGCUAUGAUCAGAAAACUGAUGUUUGGGCACUUGGCUGUGUACUGUUUGAGCUGCUUACCCUAACGAAGACAUUCCAGGCAACGAAUCAGCUUCGGCUUGCGUACGAGAUCGUGCGGAGUGAACAGGGUGAGGUUGAUCCAUGCUUCAGUAACCACAUGAGGGAACUAGUAAACCUCAUGCUGCAGAAGGAACCGAAGAACCGGCCUAGUACCAUGGACAUCCUUGACCAUUCUGUAUUCACGGCUGAUGACUGCAAAGCAAACAUGGAAAAACAGGUUUGGGAACUGAACUCUGGGGCUCGAAAAUUAAGACUACAGUCAUCAUCAUCUGUAGAAACUGUCCCUGUGAUCAAGUCAAAAGUCACGGAGGUGUACCAGUGGGGGGGAGGCAAACGGACUCCCCAGAAACAGGACAUGUUUGUGAAAGGCAAAAGUGCCAUUCAGGUGGCAGCAGGGAGUGCCCACUUUGCGGUGGUUACCAUGGAGAAGGAGCUGUAUACCUGGGCGAAUGUUCAGGGUGGGGCACAAAUCGUUGGUCAGCUGGGCCAGGGUAACAAGUCUGCAUACAAGGCACCAAAGAAAGUGGAGGCACUGGAGGGGGUUGGCAUCAUACAGGCCUCAUGUGGGGAGGACUUCACGCUGGCUGUCACAGAUGAAGGACAGGUGCACGCGUUUGGUUCAGACUACUAUGGCUGUUUGGGCUGUGACAAUGAGGAUUAUUUGUGUUAUUUCUGUCUAGAUGAAGGACAGGUGCACGCGUUUGGUUCAGACUACUAUGGCUGUUUGGGCUGUGACAAUGAGGAUUAUUUGUAUUAUUUCUGUCUAGAUGAAGGACAGGUGCACGCGUUUGGUUCAGACUACUAUGGCUGUUUGGGCUGUGACAAUGAGGAGGGUGACGAGGUACUUGUCCCUAUACUGGUAGACUACUUUAACACCCGACCUGUGGCCGAGGUCUCCUGUGGACAGUGUCAUGUUAUUGCGCUCACCCGGGACAGAGAUGUCUACUCCUGGGGCUGUGGGGAGUUUGGUCGCCUUGGUCUCGGAUCAGAAGAUGAUUUUGCGUCGCCACAAAAGGUGGAGACACCGGGGAAACACUUCAUCAAACAUGUGUACGCUGGUAGUGACAGCACCUUCCUCGUCACAACCAGUGGACGCGUCCUUGCGUGUGGCAGUAACGAGUACAACAAACUGGGUCUCAACUCAGAAACAUCUGGUCUACGCAAACAGAAACCAAAGAUCUAUGACAUUCCCUGUAAAUACACAUUCAGCACGGUGAAGCCCCUGCUGAGGUUUAACAUUGUAACGGUAUCGGCUGGCCACACCCACUCAGCAGCCAUUGACUUGUAUGGUAAAUUGUACACAUUUGGGUCCAACAAGUAUGGCCAACUAGGUGUGGGGGACUUUAAGAAGAAGUCCUGGAUCUGUCGUGUGAGCGGAGUCCUGACGGGGAAAAGGGUGAUUAACGUAACCUGUGGUACUUACUUCACCGUGGCAGCCACUAGUGACAGUCAGGUGUAUUCCUGGGGUAACGGUGCUAACGGGACAUUAGGGGCGGAGUUCCUGGACCAGGGGAAGGGCCCUAACAGCCAGUCGAUCUCCCUCCCUCGUACCCUCUUUGGGUCACUCCACCUGGUGUCCCACCUGUCAGCUCGGCACUGGCACACCAUUGCUAUCGCAGAAAAAGUUCUAAAUCAAAAGACUUUGAAGUCAAGAAUUUCAUCUCCAAAAUGUGAAAAGAACCUGCACAAAGUGUUCGUACCCUCCCCGCCAGUGGUAGAAGAAGAUGGCCUGUUCUUGGAUAGUGAUGAUGGUUUGUCCAAACCUCGUGUGUGUAUAAACUAUCUUGGUAAUGAAGAAAUGAAGGAUUCUGGAAAGCCAGACUCACCAGAAAUUUCUGAGUCCAAGUCCGACUGGAAAAUGCCUCCACGGGCCAAACCAUUUACCCCCUCCCCAGUAGGAGGGGCAGCAGGCUACAGUUACCAAGACUCUGGACGUCCAUCCUCAGGGGGCAGUGACAGACCAGGGUCAGGGGGCAAUAGGGAGGAGUCAAACAUCCCGGACUGGCUACAGGCAGAGCUUCAGGAUGCUGACUUUAUACCGUUCCCCCCUGAUGUCCUGCCUGUGUCCCCUCCCAUACAGCAUCCCGGGCAACCAGGGGGACCAUCAAUCUAUGCAGAUAUGGAGGAAAUGAAGGAAGCAGAGAACUCCAUGAAAGAGCAAAAGCUAAUAAAAUCGAAAAACACGGAAAUAUUGGAGAAGGAUGAACUGAUAGCGUUACUAAAACAGAAGUUGACCGAUGUGGAGUUAGAGAAUACUGAACUAAAGGAACAGCUAAAAUCUCAGGAGAAAAGGAUGAAAAGUUUGGAGACACAGGUGGGUGCGGCCAGGAUUGACCAUUGAUUAACAGUAUUGUGUUAUAGAGAUUACUGACCAUCAUCAUUAGUAUCAUAAUGGCUUUACUGACCGCUUAGUUAUAUGCAGUGGUUGUGGAUUGAGAAAGUAUAGAUACACUACUUGUAUAUAUCUACAAUUCGUGACAAUCUCAGAACUUGUUAUCCUAUGCAAAUUGAAACCUUAUUGAACAUGUGUUAUAUAGUGUCUAUAAUGAGUUUUGACACAAAAACUGGUUAUCUCAAUCAGAAUUUAAUAUCAACUUUUCAUUUAGAGAUAUUUCAAUUAUUUUGAUAUUCAUAACAUAAAAAUGUUUAGGAAUUUAAAUUUUUCCUUUGAGAACACUUGUAUACUGUAGAAAAUCUAAGAUAAGAAAUAAUUAUAAACGAAGUGAUGUACUAAUCAACUUGUCCUAGACUCCAGGAUGUUAAAUCAGGAUUGUAUCCCCAAAGGAUCAGCCAUCACUGUACGUUGUUACAUAACUAUAGCCAGAAACACGGUUGUAUGCUGUUAGCUGAGGUUGUGUUGGGCUGGUCUCAUACCAUUGUAUUUAUGUACAACUACAUACUGUACAUUAAAGUUACUGCUGACAUACAGGCCAAGAUACCACCAAAUACACUCCUACAUCAAAACCAUCACAGUACCUGUGGAUUAUCUCAUAUAGAUAGAAAUAUUUUCACUGAUUGUCUAUAAAUCUUGUAUAAUCAAUGCCACCCCUUCAUUUUAGCAAUAACGUUAUUUUGAGAUUUAAUUAUCAUUGCCUGAACUAAGACUUGUUGCUCAAUAUAUCACAACCAAGUCUAGACAAGAGUACUGAUAUGUGACCUCUGGUUAUGGCCCUUUGUGAGAACUCUUUUAACGCUGAUUAUAACCUGUAGGAUAACAUUGAGGUCCUUGACCACAAUUGCCUUCAGGAUAAGUUUUUUGAAUUCUGUUUAAUUGAUCUGCAUUAUGAGCUUAUUUUGAAGUCCAUUAAAUUGACAAUCAGAAUGAGCUCUUUGAAUUAAAUGAAGUUGACCUUAAGGAUGAGCUUUUUGAAUUCUCUUAAAUUGACCUUCACAAAUGCAAUGAGUUCUGUAAAUUCUGUUUUUGAAGUUUGAUGAGGUCUCAAUGGAAAGUUCUGGUCCUGGCGUACAAGAUGAGUUCUUUGGUGUUUUGUAUGAUCUGAGAGUAUGCUCUUUGAUCUCUGCUGAUGGCCUAAAAGCGAGGUGUCUGCUCAUGAUAUAACAGUGAGCUAUGUGAUCUACAAUCCGGAUGGUAGGUCAGGAUGAGAUCUUUGAUAAAUAAUCAUGACCUAACGGGACCUCUUAGUGAUUGAUCAUGAAGUGUGAGCUGUUUGAUAAUUGAGUAAGAGCACACUUUUUGAUGAUUGAUCGCGAUCAAAGAAUGAGCUGUUUGAUAAUUGACCAUGAAGUAAAGGUGAGCUCUUUGAUAAAUGAUCAUGACCUAAAGUGAGCUCUUUAAUAAUUGAACAUGACAUAGAGAGAGCUCUUUGAUAAAUGAUCAUGACAUAGAGUGAACUCUUUGAUAAAUGAUCAUGACCUAGAUUGAGCUCUUUGAUAAAUGAUCAUAAACUAAGAGUGAGCUCUUUGAUAAAUGAUCAUAAACUAAGAGUGAGCUCUUUGAUAAAUGGUCAUGACCUAGAGUGAGCUCUUUGAUAAACGAACUUGACCUAGAGUGAGCUCUUUGAUAAAUGAUCAUGACCUAAAGUGAACUCUUUAAUAAUUGAACAUGACCGAGAGAGAGCUCUUUAAUAAAUGAUCAUGACAUCGAGUGAACUCUUUGAUAAAUGAUCAUGACCUAGAGUAAGCUCUUUGAUAAAUGAUCAUGACCUAGAGUGAGCUCUUUGAUAAAUGAUCAUAAACUAAGAGUGAGCUCUUUGAUAAUUGAAUAUGACUUAAAGGUGAGCUGUUUGAUAACUGACCAUGAAGUAAAGGUGAGCUCUUUGAUAAAUGAUGGUGACGAAAGAGUGAGCUCUUUGAUAAAUGAUUGUGACCAAAGAGUGAGCUCUUUGAUAAUUUAUUAUGACCUAGAGUGAGCUCUUUGAUAAAUGAUUUUGACCAAAGAGUGUCAACUCUUUGAUAAUUGACUAUGACGUAAAGGUGAGCUCUUUGACAAAUGAUGGUGACCUAAGAGUGAGCUCUUUGAUAAAUGAUUGUGACCAAAGAGUGAGCUCUUUGAUAAAUGAUCAUGACCUAAGAGUGAGCUCUUUGAUAAAUGAUCAUGACCUAGAGUGAGCUCUUUAAUAAAUGAUCAUGACCUAAGAGUGAGCUCUUUGUAAAUUAUCAAGGCCUAAGAGUGAGCUCAUUGAUGUUUACGAGGGCCUGAAUUAAGAGCUACUAUCAUGAUGUACGGGUGAGCUAAGAAGUAUAUAUAACUGCAAUGUACAAUUGGCAGCUGUUCUGCCCUCCUGUUUUAAUAAGAUCUCAUGUUUUAAUAUGUAGGUAUUUGUGAUUUGUGUUUUUUGUCAAUAAUUGUUGUUUUCUGCUCACACCACCAUCCAAAGCAUUUUGAAGUUAAAAUUUUGUAUCAUGAAAAAUGUUUUGUAUAACUUGUUAUUUACAUAUCAGUAAGAUUACUUUUCUGUGAUGCUGAAUUCCUCUAUCUUUUUACACAUUUUAUUUAUAUUUUAUAUUUAUUUCAAGUCAUAACAGUUGUUUGUUAGAUAUUCAUUUAAUACAUAUUUUUAUGUGCAAAGUUGGCCUUAGCUUGAUUACCUGUUUGUCAAAACCUCCAUGGAUUGAUAUGGAGUUGACUAUACAGGUGAUGUCUGUCUGUGAUAUUUAUAUUGAGGCUUUCUGCUGUUCCUUGUGUAGUACAUGUUUUACCUGUUAGUGUGUGUACAAACGUUUGUCUAUUUUACAUUUGAAAAUAGAUUUGUUAAAUAAGACGGUGUUUCUUGUUUUCUGUAGAUAUGAUUCUGUGACCUUGUCUAAACCAAACAUGACAGGGACCGAUGUCCAUAUUUGGAUCUUACAGGGUUUUUGAAUACAUCAGGACACAUACAAAGUGCCUUAUUGAAGGGCUAGCAGGUUUCCUGAUUACAAAGAGUUCGGCGUAGAUAGGUCACAUUGUCUCACAGUCAAGCUUAACAGUAGAUGUCUAUUUUCUGUGUCUCAUUAAAAAAUGGCCACAUCAUCUGGUUUUAUCACACAUUUCAAAAUAAAGGCAGCCAUAUUGUGUGACGCAUAAAGCUUACUGUUCCCAUGGUAACCAGAUACAGUAGAUAGAACAGUACAGGUGUGUAUAUGUUUGUACGCAGCUACCUGUAGGUUUGCCUUUCCGGUAAGCAUCUGCUAAUCUGUAACUCUAACAAGCUGUUUGAUGUUAUAUGGUACCAGUAUUCUAAUAUAACAAAACAUGAGAAACAUAUAUUAAUCUUGUACAAAAACACUUGUACAGUAAGACAAUAUUUAUCUCCUUGUUAAGAGAAUUUAGCGAUUGUAUAAAAUGUAACAAUAAUAUACAGGAAGUAACAAUUAACAAUGUGUGGACCACAGGGGCUCGGUUUCGGAAUUUGGAGUAAUAUAUGACGUAAAUUGUAAUAAUUUCGGUCAAUAAUACACGUAUACACUUCAGAAAAUAAUAGCAACACUUUUUAUGUGGUGUUAGAAACAUUCUAAAACCUUAUAAAAUAGAGGGUACCGAGGUACCCUUACAAUUUACGUCAUAUAUUAUUCAAAACUCGUACCGAGCCCCUGUGGUGUGAGCUUGUGAAAAGGAACGUAAUUAUAAAACAGUAGAAUGCUCUAACUGCUAUCUCAAUACAUGACAAUCAGUGGGAAAGGAGACCUAAUAAAACAACUUAA
Molecule: messenger RNA, 6816 nt
Organism: Mizuhopecten yessoensis (Yesso scallop)
Lineage: Eukaryota; Metazoa; Mollusca; Bivalvia; Pectinida; Pectinidae
Product: serine/threonine-protein kinase Nek9-like
Exons: 25
Coding region: 20-3016 (998 amino acids)
Biological process (GO): protein phosphorylation
Molecular function (GO): ATP binding; protein kinase activity
Source: RefSeq, a predicted model, not a curated record